GCCGUCUUCUGGGACAGCUCUUUGGAAUGUGACAUCCAAGAGAAGAUGAACUUUGAGCUCUGCAUGCGGGAGGGGAUCUGCAGGCUGCUGGCAGUGAGCACGCAGAGGGAGCAGCUCCUGCACGCUGUGAAGAACCUGCUGGUGUGCAACGCUCGCAUCCGGGCCUACAGGGCACAGCUGCAGGCCCCAGGGGAGCAGCAGUCUUCAGAAAAUGGGACAAAAGACCGGACGGCUUGCAGAGCAAGGGUUGCUAUAUCAGAUAUUCGAAUACCAUUAAUGUGGAAAGGCUCUGACCAUUUCAGCAAAAAAGAAAAAUCGCAGCGCUACGCAGUGUUCUGUUUGUUCAGCAUGGGAGCCGAGGUUUUUGAUACUGAGGUGACUCUUGUGGAUGAAGCAGUCACAGAUAUCUGUUUUGAAAAUGUAACCAUAUUUGAUGAAGCAAGCCCAAAUUUCCAGGUGAAGGUUGAAGUCUAUAGCUGCUGUACAGAAGAGUCUUUAUGUAUAACAAACACUCCUAAGAAACUGGCAAAGAAACUUAAAACAUCCCUCAGCAAAGCUACAGGGAAGAAACUCAAAGCUGCACUGGAAGAAGACAGCACUGAACCCCUUUUGCCUGCUGACCCAGUCAUCCAUGGAGCAAAGUUCAGUUUGCUGGCAUACACCACUCUGGGGCUGGAAAGCGCUGAGGACAAUUUCAGGACCCAUAACCUUACCAUUACAGGAAAUGAGGAAUCCUCUUUUUGGCUGCCCCUGUAUGGGAACAUUUGCUGCCGUUUAGUUGUGCAGCCCUCCUGCAUGGCCAGGGAUAUGAUGGCAGGAUUUCUAAAUCAGCAGCAAAUGGUAGGAGGCCUGACAAGCUGGAGGAGGCUGUACUGUGUACUGAGAGGUGGCAAACUCCUUUGUUAUUACUCACCAGAAGAAAUUGAGGCCAAAGUGGAGCCAGCAUUGACAGUUUCCAUCAACAAGGAAACCAGGAUUCGAGCUGUGGAUAAGGACUCCAGCAGAAGAGCCAAUAACUUCUCUGUUAUCAACCCCGUGUCUGGAGAGGGUGUGACGCAACGUUUUGCUGCUGACAGUAGGGAUGAACUUCAUCAGUGGAUGGAGGCUUUCUGGCAGCACUUUUAUGAUCUGAGCCAGUGGAAGCAUUGUUGUGAGGAACUUAUGAAAAUUGAGAUUAUGUCACCACGGAAACCACCUUUGUUCUUGACAAAGGAAGCGACCUCCGUCUACCAUGAUAUGAGCAUUGAUUCUCCAGUGAAACCUGAGGGCUUAGCUGAUAUCAUACAUAGGAAAAUUGAAGAGAGCGAUGGUGAGUUCCUUCUUGGCCAGCAGAAAGAGCCUGCAUCUGCCCUGUGGGCGUCACUCUUUGAUGGAUCUCAUGAGAUGACUGUUCACAAAAACACGCAUCCAGACCCCAAUGCUACCAGCCCCAAUGACAGCAGAGGAAAGAAAAGAAGAGCUCCACCUCCACCCUCUGAUAAGUCACCCUACAGUGCAGAAGCCCAGGUGAACACAGAGCAGCUGGGCAAGGAAAACUGGGGGAAGCCUGACCACACACCUGCCUGUAGCUCCUCCUUUGAGUUGGUGUUAGCUACGAAGAUGCAGCAGCUGCAAACCCCCAUUGCUCCCCCUCACAAAAUUGGCCUUUGUGGGAAAAGUGGUUUAGCUGGCCUGGGGAAUCCUGUUUCUCUGCUGAGCAAGACCAAGUCUGAAACCAAACCAGUCCCAACCCCUAGACAUAAAGGCAUCACAGAAAUACUAGACCCCAGGUCCUGGCUGCAUCCAUAGGCAUCAUAUUUAGCUUAGAGGAGUCUUUGGAAUUUAAAGUUUCUCAGCCUUCUCCUAAUAUCCUUCAUUAAAAGUAGAUUUUAGCAUUUAGCUCAAGUGUUUCCUGUGAGCCAGGGCAUUACUGCUAGCUGCAGUCUCAGCUGUAUUCAUUAGUGCUCUAUCUGAAUAAUUGCACUAGAAUGGGGGGGUGUUUCUCUGUCUGAAGUAACGGUGCUAUUUCUGAAAACAAUAGUUCAGUACUUUCCUCUUGAAAAAACCACAGUGUUCAGGGUAAGCUCAGCUGUCCCCACAGCAGGGAUGUUCCCAGGGCCUCCUACCAGUCCCUCAGCUUAGCCCAUCCACAGCUCCUCAGACUACUCAAGUGGGAAUUCACACAUAUUCAGCACAGAUCUUGCAAAGCUGAUUUUCUUGGGCUCCAUGCUUGCUGCAUCCUCUCAAUCCCUUGCUGUUUAGGAAACACUGCCUAUAUGGUAAUCGAGUAUGAAAAGCUUUUGUGCUGUUCUGAAUGGCUCUGUAACUCCAUACAAAUUUCUGAGGCAGUUCCCUCAAUUUAGUGUGGGAUUUCCCAAGUUCCUGCUGGUUCAUGUGCAAUUGGAAUGGACCAGAAUUAUCUGUCUUUGAGCAAGGAUAUGAUCCAUCACUGCUGGUUUAUUUUGGGCUAAGACAAGCAUUCAAAAGCAGUUGCUUGGGUAUGUGCUCAUCUUAGGGUUGUUUUUCCUGAUAAACGUGGUCUGUACCACAGCUCUCCUUUGUGGAGCCUCUCAGCUGUUCCUGCUGGGGCGCUGGUUUGUAAACAGGCAGUGAUACUGGUAACAAACAGGGCUUUGCACCACUUGUUCCUUCUGCAAUAGCACAGAAUAAGCACUUCAGGUGAAGAUACUGAACUCUGAGAUUCUUUCAUCAGACUGUUCACUCCUGUUUCACUUCUAUAAGAAGUAUGGGUUGUUAGGGUUCCUGUGGCACCUACAAAGCAUCUACUACAUAAGGAAGAGCUGUGUUCUCUGGGAUCCACAGCUUAAAUACCCAGCCAUUUCCUUGGCUGAUGCAUUUGUCUCAGAUGCUGGAACUUAUCCAAGGGCAAAGGUCUGCUUGCAGUUCUCCCUCUGGAGACUUGGUGCUCAGACCUGUGUUGAGAGGGUCAUAUCAGUGACUGUACACAUACAGUUCUUUUUUUUUUUUUUUUUCCAAAAAUGUGGAUGGCUCUGG
Messenger RNA from Melozone crissalis (California towhee), 2994 nucleotides. It is a transcript of the gene RTKN2, whose product is annotated as rhotekin 2. Lineage: Eukaryota; Metazoa; Chordata; Aves; Passeriformes; Passerellidae. Gene Ontology annotation, biological process: positive regulation of cell population proliferation; hemopoiesis. The coding region runs from base 46 to 1788 and encodes 580 amino acids. The record is from RefSeq and is a predicted model, not a curated record. The transcript is spliced from 12 exons.